AUGAUCUCCGCAUAUUCCCAAGACCAAUUAUCCAAGUACCUGAUCUACAUCGCCUUACCAACCCCUUACGAAAAAUACAUCUCAAACCCCUCCUCAUUCCCAAAAACCAACGAAGCCCUGACAGCCCUAUUCCGCUGCCAAAUAACCAGAUUUCCAUACGACAAUCUCUCAGUGCACUAUUCCGCGACCAAUCUCGCAAACAUCGAGCCGCAGAGCAUUUACGCCAAGUUUCUGGGGCCACAGGGUGACCAAGCCACGCGUCGCGGGGGUUAUUGUCUUGAAUGCAGUAUCUUCUUUCAUCACGUUUUACUUGGACUGGGAUUUUCGGUUUACCUCACCGGCGUGAGGAAUCGGGCUCGCAUUGAUGGGAUUCCGCAGGGGGAAUUCAAGGGAUGGACACAUAUUGUGAAUAUAGUUCGACUUCCCGAUGGAAAGGAGUAUCACACCGAUGCUGCGUUCGGUGGAGACGGACCGACCAGACCUCUGCCGUUGAUUUCGGGCAAAGUGUGGCCGAACCUUGGUGCGCAGGAGGUGCGGCUUGUUUAUGGUAAUAUGCCAAAACAGCAGCGGCCGGAGCAGAAGGUUUGGAUGUAUCAGUAUCGGAAUGGUGCGGAGAAGGAGUGGAAUACUUUUUACAGUUUUGCCGAGUUUGAAUUCUUCCAGGAUGAUUUUGAGGUGAUUAACCGGUAUACUAGCUGGGAGGCGCGGGAAAGGGGUAAUUUUUGGGUUGUCAAGUUUCUGCGCAAUGGGGAGACUGCCGGUCUUCCUGUGCUUGAGGGCGAAGCGUUGAAUGAGAGACCGGAGGAUGUCUACGUGGUGGGGAAAAUCAUGUUUGUUAAUGAUGUGGUGAAGGUGAAUUUUGGCGGCAGGACGAGGGUGAUUGAUGAGUUUAAAACAGAAGAAGAGCGGGUCAGCGGGUUGAAGAAAUGGUUUGGUAUUUCUCGGCUUGAUUAG
Messenger RNA from Penicillium manginii, 954 nucleotides. RefSeq lists its product as uncharacterized. The coding region runs from base 1 to 954 and encodes 317 amino acids. Lineage: Eukaryota; Fungi; Ascomycota; Eurotiomycetes; Eurotiales; Aspergillaceae. The transcript is spliced from 2 exons. Gene Ontology annotation, molecular function: acetyltransferase activity. The record is from RefSeq and is a predicted model, not a curated record.